This is a messenger RNA of Rhincodon typus (whale shark), 1166 nucleotides long. Its product is annotated as mitogen-activated protein kinase 9. Lineage: Eukaryota; Metazoa; Chordata; Chondrichthyes; Orectolobiformes; Rhincodontidae. The record is from RefSeq and is a predicted model, not a curated record. Bases 384 to 1151 code for a protein of 255 amino acids. Gene Ontology annotation, biological process: protein phosphorylation; JNK cascade. Gene Ontology annotation, cellular component: cytoplasm; nucleus. Gene Ontology annotation, molecular function: ATP binding; JUN kinase activity. The transcript has 9 exons.
UGGCGCGCGGGCGGCCGGCAGUGGGAACGCGCUGACGUCGUUGAAUGUUUAGCUUUGCUCGAGCAACCAUGGCAGCCGCUCGGUGACAGCUCGGCGGCUCCUCUCCGACCGUCUCUCCCUCGCCGUUAACUGCUAGCCUGAUCCCCCGCUACCGAGGGGAGGAUUUCCCCACCUCCCCUGGUUUGUUUGUAAGUCACUUUGGAACUUUGCUGUUUCCUUACGGCGGUUGUGUUGAGAAUCUUGCUGUCCAGAAAGAGUAAAGCAGUCUCGUGGAAAUUAAAAGGGAAAAGAUGGGAAGUUUCUUGCAAUUUCAAGUCAAGAUUUUCUGGCAAAUAUAAAAUUGGCACCGGAAAUGUAGAUUCUGUUACAGAAAACACUACAACAUGACUGAAAUUAACAGUGAGACAGGAUUCUACAGUGUACAAGUUGGUGAUUCUACCUUCACUGUUCUCAAGCGUUAUCAGGCAUUGAAGCCAAUAGGUUCAGGGGCUCAGGGAAUUGUCUGUGCUGCAUAUGAUAGUAUACUUGAUGGAAGUGUUGCUGUUAAGAAACUCAGUCGACCUUUUCAGAACCAAACUCAUGCCAAGAGAGCUUACAGAGAGCUUGUGCUACUUAAGUGUGUUAAUCAUAAAAAUAUUAUUAGUUUGUUAAAUGUAUUUACACCGCAAAAGUCUUUAGAGGAAUUCCAAGAUGUUUACUUGGUAAUGGAGUUGAUGGAUGCCAAUUUGUGCCAGGUUAUCCAUAUGGAGCUAGACCAUGAGAGAAUGUCCUACCUUCUAUACCAGAUGUUAUGUGGUAUUAAGCACCUCCACUCAGCGGGUAUUAUUCACAGAGAUUUGAAGCCCAGCAAUAUAGUAGUAAAGUCAGACUGCACUCUGAAAAUCUUAGAUUUUGGACUGGCGAGAACUGCCUGUACUAAUUUUAUGAUGACUCCAUAUGUAGUGACGAGAUAUUACAGAGCACCUGAAGUUAUUUUAGGAAUGGGAUACAAAGAAAAUGUUGAUAUCUGGUCAGUGGGGUGCAUCAUGGGAGAAAUGCUGAAAGGUUCUGUGCUAUUCCAAGGCACUGAUCGUAUCCUUCCCCAACAAUUCUUCAAUUCGAAGUCAUUGAUGUUGAGAGCAAAAGAAAUCUUAACUUUUCCCUUGUUUUGAUGACCAAACCAUGUU